Molecule: messenger RNA, 969 nt
Organism: Closterium sp. Naga37s-1
Lineage: Eukaryota; Viridiplantae; Streptophyta; Zygnematophyceae; Desmidiales; Closteriaceae
Source: the annotation of a GenBank genome assembly
AUGCAUGUCCCAUAUCAAAUCUUAGGCUAUUGUGGGCAUCUCUUAAAGUCGUCCCGCCGCCCUUCUUCCAUUUCUAAUCUCGUCGCGCAUGCUCUGCUGGGCGCGCCCUGCUUCCCUCCGUUGUGCAACAUGCCUCACCUCCACACGUGUGUAUUCCCUCACCUUUUGCGCGUGCCCUGCCUCACCCUUUCACGCUCGCCCCCCAUCCCCUCAUCGCUUGCAACCUUCCUCUCUACGUCGAGCCAGCCUAUCCCCGCGUCCCACUCACGCCCUGCUUCCGCCGCGCGCCCUGCUCCAGCCACGCAACCUGCUCCAGUCGCGCGCCCUAAUUCAGCCGCGUGCCACCACCAGCCCACUGGUACCCUCUCCAGCCAUUGGCCCUCUCUCCUCACUCUCUUCGCCUCUUCACCCUCCCCUCCUCUUUUCUGCCCUUUCUAUCCUGCCCCCCUCUCACACCUUCCCCUGCCUCCUUCUUCCACCCUUCCUCCUCCUCGUUUUCCUCCCCUCAUUUUCUCAGCAAUAGCUUCCCCCGCAGCUUUCCCUCCACCUCGUUAUUCCCCCUUCAGUUGCUUAUCUCAGUUGACUACCACGCCCACUAUUCUUCCUCCUCUUUUGUCUCCCCACAUCUGCUCAGCAGCUGACUAUUCCACCCGCUAUUCGUCCUCCUCUUUUGUCUCCCCACAUCUGCUCAACGACAGUCUCCUCCACCUUAUAUUGCCCAUUCUUGCCCUUCCCUCUCUCCCUCUACGCUACUGCCCUCCCACUCCUACUACUGUACCUCUUCCCUCAACCCCCCUCUCCCCUCCCUCACCCCCUUCUCCGCCGUCGUUUGCGUGCGCUGCCCCACCCGCCCUCGCACCACCCUUCCUUCAUGCUGCUCUACCUCCUCUCUGCCCCACACUCCUAAUUGACUUCAGCUGUUGCAUCGGCGUCAGUAGUCCUCUGCCCUGUCCAUUCUUGCCGCUGUGA